GGUUUGUGCGCGCGCCCAGGUGAGGAGGAGCUGAAUCGGAUCACCGGUUUAAAGUGAAAGUUGAGCAGCGACUGUUCAGUAAAGAGAAGAUCAUAAACAGAGAAAAGCUCAGAGUGUUCACAGAGAGCAGAAUCUGCAGUGUCUAGCUGUGUGUGAAGAGUAAAACCUCACUGAUGGAGCUUCAUAACUCCAGCAGUGGAGGAAGAACCUCUGACCCAAUAGUGAAGCGUGCAGCAUCUCCAGAACCCAGCUGUGUGUCUGUGAAGAGGUACCGGUCCAUGAAGAACCCUCCUGAAUUUAGCAGAGGAGGAGGAGAACUCAGCUGUGUGUCUAUGAAGAGUGACCAGUCCAUAGGAAACCCUCCUAAGUUCAGCAGAGGAGAAGGAGAACCCAGCUGUGUGUCUAUGAAGAGUGACCAGUCCAUAGGAAACCCUCCUAAGUUCAGCAGAGGAGAAGGAGAACCCAGCUGUGUGUCUAUGAAAAGUGACCAGUCCAUAGGGAACCCUCCUAAGUUCAGCAGUGGAGGAGGAGAACCCAGCUGUGUGUGUAUGAAAAGUAAACAGUCCAUGUUGGUGCCAGCACAGUCCAGUGGAGGUAGAGGAACCUCUGACUCAUGGCAGCGCACCUCACCAGCAGCACUGAAGAUAAACACUCUGGCAGAUAUUUACCAACCAGCGGAUGAUGUCCUUCACAGAGUCUUAGAGAGACACAAAAGCAGCAUGAAGAACAAGUAUGAGAGCUUAUUUGAGGGAAUCAGAACAGAAGAGAAUAAAACCCUCCUGAACAGGAUUUACACACAGCUCUACAUCAUAGAGGGAGAGAGCGAAGGAGUGAAUAAAGAACACGAGGUUUUACAGAUGGAGAAAACACCCAGGAGACACUUACAAGACUCUCCAAUCAACUGCUUAGAUAUUUUUAAACCUCUACAAGGUCCUGAAAGAGAAACACAAGAAGAGAAUGUUACAGCCGUAAUGGCUAACACUCUUAGACACAAAGAAAGAAAAGAAAGCAACAGACCAAAAGUGCCAGAGCUCAGACGUGUACUGACUAAAGGCAUCGCUGGAAUUGGAAAAACCGUCUCUGUGCAGAAGUUCAUUCUGGACUGGUCUGAAGGAAAAGCCAAUCAGGAUGUAGAUUUCAUGUUUGUGCUUCCAUUCCGGGAGCUGAACUUGAUUAAAGAUGAUCAAUACAGUCUUCAAGGACUUCUUUGCGACUUCCAUCCUGAGCUCAAAGAUCUGGACCCAAACAUUUAUGAUCAGAUCAAAGCUGUGUUUAUAUUUGAUGGUCUGGAUGAAAACAGAAUUCCACUGAACUUUGAACAGAGUGAGAAAGUAUCUGACAUCACCAUGACAUCAUCAGUGGGUGUGUUGAUGACAAACCUCAUCAAAGGAGAGCUGCUUCCCUCUGCUCUAAUCUGGAUAACCUCCCGACCAGCAGCGGCCAAUCAGAUCCCUCCUAAAUACAUCAACCGUGUGACAGAAAUUCAGGGAUUCAGUGAGCCACAGAAGGAGGAGUACUUCAGGAAGAAAAUCAGUGAUGAAGACCAAGCCAAGAGAAUCAUCUCCCACAUUAAGACAGUGAGGAGCCUCCACAUCAUGUGUCACAUUCCAGUCUUCUGCUGGAUCUCAGCCACUGUUCUUCAGAGAAUCAUGAAACAGCGUAAUACAGAAAUCCCUAAAACUCUAACUGAAAUGUACUCACACUUCCUGAUCACUCAGACAAACAUGAAGAAUGAGAAGUAUGAGGAGAAAGGUGAGAGAAACCCAAAGAAUCUGCUGGAAUCCAGCAGAACCAUUCUUCUGAAACUGGCUGAACUGGCUUUCAAACAGCUGAUGAAGGGCAAUGUGAUGUUUUAUGAAGAGGACCUGAGAGAGAGCAGCAUUGAUGUCACUGAGGCCUCAAUGUAUUCAGGGAUUUUCACUGAGAUCUUUAGGGAGGAAUGUGUGCUUUACCAGAGGAAGGUCUACUGCUUUGUUCAUCUGAGCUUUCAGGAAUUCUUGGCUGCUGUUUUUGUGUUUCACUGCUAUGAGAGCAGCAACAUGGAGGAACUACAGAUAUUUAAAGCACAGUACAAUGAGUGGUCUGAGGAUGAUCCACUGGGGUUUCCUCACCCAUGGUACAGAAAGAGGUCUGAGAAUGUUCCACUGGAUGCGGUGCUGAAGGGAGCAGUGAAUAAAGCAGUAAGAAGUCAGAAUGGACACCUGGAUCUUUUCCUCCGUUUCCUGUUGGGCAUCUCACUGGAGUCCAAUCAGAGACUCCUACAGGGUCUACUGACACCAACACAGAGCAGCUCAGAGAGAACUAGAGAGCAUAUCAAAUACUUAAUCAAAAGAGUUGAUGAUGAUGAUGAUGAUAAACAAGAUCCAAUCUCAACUGAGAGAUCCAUCAAUCUGUUCCUCUGUCUGUCUGAAAUGAAUGACCAGUCUCUCUCCAGAGAGAUUCAGGAGUAUCUCAAAUCAGAGAAACACUCAGAGGUGAAGCUCUCUCCUGGGCAGUGUUCAGCGUUAGCCUAUAUGAUUCUGACCUCAGAGGAGGUUCUGGAUGAGCUGGACCUAAAGAAAUACAACACAUCAGAGGAGGGUUAUAGAAGACUGAUCCCAGCUCUGACCAUCUGCAGAAAAGCUCAACUAAUUGGCUGUUAUAUCACCAAGGACUCCUGUGAAACUCUCUGUUUGACUCUGCAAUCUGUGAACGUUCUGAAAGAGCUGGACCUCAGUAAGAAUAACCUGCAGGAUUCAGGAAUGAAGCAGCUCUCUGCUGGAUUGAAGAACUCACACUGUAAACUGGAGAUACUCAGACUAGGUGGGUGUAGUCUCACCACAAAUUCCUGUGAAAAUAUAUCAUCAGCUCUACAAUCUGUAAACUGUUCUCUGAAAGAGCUAGAUCUGAGUAACAAUGACCUUCAGGAUUCAGGCAUGGAGCUGCUCUCUGCUGGACUGAAGAACUCUCACUGUAAACUGGAGAUGCUCAGACUAGCUGGGUGUAAUCUCACCACAAGUUCUUGUGAAAAUCUAUCAUCAGCUCUACAAUCAGUAAACUCUUCUCUGAAAGAGCUAGACCUGAGUAACAAUGAUCUUCAGGAUUCAGGAGUGAAGCUGCUCUCUGCUGGACUGAAGAGCUUAUAUUGUAAACUAAAGACACUCAGACUGCAUAUCUGUAGUCUUGGUGCGAAAGCUUGUGAAAAUCUGGGAUCAGCUCUACAAUCAACAUACUCCUCCCUGAAAGAGCUGGACCUCAGCAACAAUGACUUGCAGGAUUCAGGAGUGAAGCUGCUCUCUGCUGGACUGAAGACUUUAUUUUGUAAACUGGAGACACUCAGAUUGUCUGGUUGUAUGGUUACAGACGAAGGCUGUUCUUCUCUGGCUUCAACUCUAAAAUCAAACCCCUCCCACCUGAGAGAACUGGAUCUGACCUAUAAUCACCCAGGAGAGUCUGGGGUGAAGCUGCUCUCUGAUCUACUGGAGGAUCCACACUGCACACUGGAGAAGCUACAGGUGGAUCAUGGAGGGAAAAUCAGGAUGAAACCAGGACUGAAGAAAUAUGUGUGUGAUCUCACUCUGGAUCCAAACACAGUGAACAGUGAUCUCUCGCUGUCUGAGAGGAACAGAAAGGUGGAGUAUAUGGGAGAAGAUCAGCUGUAUCCAGAUCAUCCAGACAGAUUUGAGUACCAGCUGCAAGUUCUGAGUGUGGAGAGUCUGACUGGACGAUGUUACUGGGAGGUUCAGUGGAGUGAAGGAGCUGAAAUAUCACUAUCAUACAGAGGAAUCAGGAGAAAAGGAGUCAGCGAUGACUGUGUGUUUGGACUCAGUAAUCAGUCAUGGAGUCUGGAGUGCUAUAAUAAUAGUUACUCUGUCAGACACAAUAAUCAGAGAACUGACCUACCUGCACCCCCCUCCCCCUCUAACAGAGUAGGAGUGUAUCUGGACUGGGUGUCUGGCUCCCUGUCCUUCUACACCAUCUCGCCUGACACACACACACUGACCCACCUACACACAUUCACCACCACAUUCACUGAACCGCUCUACGCUGGAUUCUGUGUUCCUCCUGACUCCUCAGUGAGUCUGUGUGAGAUAAAAUAACACAGGGAGAGAGAGAGAGCAUGCUCAUGAAAAUAUGUAAGGAAUAAAAAAAAUAAGUAAAAA
Colossoma macropomum (tambaqui) is the source of this 4142-nucleotide messenger RNA. RefSeq names its product NACHT, LRR and PYD domains-containing protein 12-like. Gene Ontology annotation, molecular function: protein binding. Lineage: Eukaryota; Metazoa; Chordata; Actinopteri; Characiformes; Serrasalmidae. The transcript has 11 exons. The coding region runs from base 174 to 4079 and encodes 1301 amino acids. The record is from RefSeq and is a predicted model, not a curated record.